UUUUGUUUGGACGCAAAAAAUGACAUCACUUCAGCGAUUGUCAGUGAUGGUGUCAUGUCAUGGUUAUUCAAAAUAUAAAUUUAAAUUUACUCAAUUAGUCGACUAGUCUGUCUGUAUUAACAUCGAACAUAAUGAGCAAGAAAGAAGGGUUAGAUAUUGAAGUGGCCCCUUUGAGGCAGCUGGAUGAUUUCCUGCUAGAUUCAGCACGAUUCCAAAUUCCCAACUUCAAGGAUCUGGAAAAAUGGGGCAAUCGAGUUACCAGCAACUUGCUCUAUUAUCAGACAAACUAUUUUCUACUUGCUUCCAGCAUUUUCACCAUAGUUGGCAUAAUUCAUCCGAUUCGAAUGAUAUGUGGCUGUUUGGCUACAGGACUGAUUUUUGCGAUAUUUGUUUAUGUCACUAAUGAAAAAGCCGCUGCUGCUAAUUUCAAACAACAGCAUCCAUUAAUUUCACUAAUUCUCAUCUUUGGAUCCCUCUAUCUCAUUGCUCACAUGUUCCAAAGUGUACUUGUCUUCUUUCUGGGCGUUUUGCUGCCUUUUUCAGUUAUAUUUGUUCAUGCUUCUUUGAGAUUGAGAAACAUUAAGAACAAAAUUGCGAACAGAGUCGAAGUGUUGGGCUCGAAAAGAACUCCAAUGGGGCUUUUUCUUGAAGAGAUGGGCCUGCAAAGUGACUUCUUUUGAAAUGUUUUUGGCAAAAGCCUUAAAAUAAUCCGAUAUAUUCAGCAUCGCACGAUGUUCUUUCUCUGGUCAUAAAAGCCAAAAAUGAUGUAACAUUUUUCUAGUUUGUAGUUUUAUUAAUUAAUACUUUUUGUUAUUAGAGCAACCAAUAACAAUUAGUUUGAAAUGUUUAUAUUGCUGUAUAGGACUCAAGUUGGAAGUAUAGUUGAUAGGCUUGCUCAUUUAUAUACAUACCUAUAUAUAAAUAUAUAUUUGUAAAUCAUUCAAUUACUUCAAAUGUAUGGCAUUAGAUUAUUAAUAAAGAUGCGAAGUUGAUGAGUAA
Molecule: messenger RNA, 999 nt
Organism: Dendroctonus ponderosae (mountain pine beetle)
Lineage: Eukaryota; Metazoa; Arthropoda; Insecta; Coleoptera; Curculionidae
Product: PRA1 family protein 3
Exons: 3
Coding region: 132-680 (182 amino acids)
Cellular component (GO): membrane
Source: RefSeq, a predicted model, not a curated record